Uranotaenia lowii is the source of this 993-nucleotide messenger RNA. RefSeq lists its product as uncharacterized. The record is from RefSeq and is a predicted model, not a curated record. The coding region runs from base 1 to 993 and encodes 330 amino acids. NCBI's taxonomy places the organism in Eukaryota, Metazoa, Arthropoda, Insecta, Diptera, Culicidae. The transcript has a single exon.
AUGCCCGGGCCAUCACAAGGUACCAAGAAGUCGGUGACGUUCAAGAUUCUGCAAGUCAAACUUAAAGGCUUGCAGGAUAUUUUCGACAAUAUUUUCAAGUUCGUGGAAUCGCUGCAUUCAGCUACUGUGUCUGCCAGUGAUGUGAAAGUGCGUUUAGAAAGAAUUGAUGAAUCAUGGGAAAAUGUCAAUAGUGCCAUUAUGGAGUUGGAGGUUCAUGACGACUAUGAUGCUGCCGAGUACGACUACGCCCAGGAUCGAGCAACGUUUGCUGACCGCUUCUACACCGCGAAGGCCAGGUUGAUGGAUAAGGCGAGACAGUUGGAAGACAGAAUUUCUCUGAACUCUACGAUUGUUGGAUUGGAAACUUCGCAGCACCCUACCGUGGAGCAUGUUCGUUUGCCGCAGAUCAAGUUGCAGACUUUCGAUGGGAAUGUCGACGAAUGGCUGAGCUUCCUUGAUUUGUACACUUCGCUGAUACACUGCAAACCUGAUCUACCUGAAAUCGAAAAAUUCCACUACUUAAAGGGAUGUUUGGCAGGUGAAGCAAAGGCUUUAGUCGACCCCUUUCCUAUCGCCAGGGCCAACUAUCAAAUUGCGUGGGACCCGAUGACGAAACACUAUAACGAUAGUAAGCUGCUUCGACGUCGACAGGUGCAAACUCUUUUCAAUCUACCAACCCUUGCGAAGGAAUCUGGAGCGGAGCUGCAAUCAUUGCUAGAGAGCUUUGAAAGAGCAGUGAAUACACUCGACCAACUGGUAACGCGAGUCGAUUAUAGGGACUUGCUUCUUCUGUACAUCUUGAGUUCACGAUUAGAUGCAACAACACGCCGAGGCUGGGAGGAGCAGUCGUCGUCCAAGGAAAAGGAUACACUUAAGGAUCUGACGAAGUUUAUCCAUGGCGCGUUCGAGUUUUGGGUUCACUUCCGGUCAAGCCGGAAUCGAAGGCUGAUUUCCCGCAGUCGUCAAGGAGACGACAAGUACCAACCAAGAUAA